This is a messenger RNA of Xenopus laevis (African clawed frog), 1962 nucleotides long. RefSeq names its product GRAM domain containing 4 S homeolog (gene gramd4.S). The record is from RefSeq and is marked provisional. NCBI's taxonomy places the organism in Eukaryota, Metazoa, Chordata, Amphibia, Anura, Pipidae.
CGGCGACUGCUGAGCUCUGGACUGGACACAGAGGCUACGUGAGCCGGCAGGUUGGAUGAAAGUUUGUACGGGUGUCAGUGCAGGGGACCUCAGUCAUGUUAAAGUAAAACCCAAAGGUGUGCUGCUGAAAAUGCUAAAAAGGCUGGACAAGAUAAGGUUCAGAGGUCAGAAGCGAGACGAGUUCCUUGAUUUAGUGGAGUCUCCCAAUGCUUCAGACACAGAAUGUGGAGAUGAAAUCCCCAUGAAGAUACCUCCAACGUCAUUAAAAGAUACUGAGGAGCUAAAGGACCCUGCUGGUUCAGGGACCAUCAUCAUGGCUUCUGGAGUGGCAGAAUACAACAGGACAGAGUCUGAUCGACUUAAUGAGGUUAAAGGGCAUCUAGAAAUCGCCUUACUGGAAAAACACUUUCUUCAGGAAGAGCUAAGGAAGCUGAGGGAAGAGACAAACAUAGACACAUUAAAGCAAGAAUUAGAAAAGGAGAGGCAAAGAAGAACAGAACUAGAGCAAAAAAUUACUGACAUUGCCAAGACAAGGACAGAUGAAUCUGCCACACAGCAACUUUCAAAAGGACCGUCUCAGACCAACGGAGCAGACAAGCAAAGAAGUAAAACAAUGUGCUACAGAGUCCAAAAGUGGUUUUACGACAAAUUUGGGGAGUACAUAGAGGAUUUUCGAUUUCAGCCAGAAGAGUGCACUGUGGAAACAGAGGAACCACUGAGUGCUAGAAGAUUGACGGAAAAUAUGAGACGGCUAAAGAGAGGUGCCAAACCUGUUACAAAUUUUGUAAAAAACCUUUCUGCCUUAUCAGACUGGCAUUCUGUCUACACUUCUGCUAUUGCCUUUAUUAUUUACAUGAAUGCUGUUUGGCAUGGCUGGGCCAUACCUAUGUUUUUAUUUUUAGCUAUUUUGAGGUUAUCACUAAAUUACCUCAUAGCCAGGGGGUGGAGGAUACAGUGGAGCAUUGUGCCUCAAGUUUCAGAAACCAUAGAACUUCCAAAAGAAGAUCUGACGGUAUCUGAGAAGUUUCAGCUAGUACUCGAUGUAGCACAAAAAGCACAGAACCUAUUUGGGAAGAUGGCAGACAUACUGGAAAAAAUUAAGAACCUCUUUAUGUGGGUUCAACCAGAAAUGACCCAGAAGCUUUAUAUUAGUCUCUGGGCAGCGUUUGUUGCAUCGUGCUUUUUUCACUACAAGACAAUUGGCCUUUGUAUGGGACUGUAUGCUGGAAUCAAGUUUUUUCUCAUUGACUUUAUCUUUAAACGCUGUCCAAGACUUCGAGCAAAGUAUGACACCCCUUAUAUCAUAUGGACAAGUCUGCCAACAGACCCCCAGCUUAAAGAGCGGACAAAUGCAACUUCAUCAAGAAGGAUCCAGACUGUUUACUCUAGAGGUAAUCUGGCCUCCAGUGCCCCACAGGGAGUCAGUAGAGAUGAAGAAACAGGCCGCUUCCAUAGUACCAAAAAAAGUAGUUUUCACGAGAUCUUUAGUUUGCUUGAAACUGAGCGCCCUCUACCAGCCUGUGAAACUGGCUGGCGUUGCUGCUUGAUUAACAGAGAUCGCAAAAUGCCAACUGACUACAUCCGCAAUGGCAUCCUUUAUGUUACAGAAAAUUUUUUAUGCUUUGAAAGUUCAAGAUCGGGUUCCUCUAAAAGAAAUAAGGUCAUAAAGCUUACAGACAUAACAGACAUUCAGAAGUAUAAAGUGUUAUCGGUACUGCCAGGGUCUGGGAUGGGUAUUGCAGUAUCAACACCAUCUACACAAAAGCCUCUAGUUUUUGGUGCCAUGGUUCACAGAGACGAAGCAUUUGAAACCAUCUUCAGCCAGUAUGUCAAAAUCACGUCUGCAGUAACAAACAGCGACACCUAGCACUCACCCGACCACCCCUACUUUAUAGCUGUCAUCUUUGCCUUUCACUUCUUUAUUCUGUUUUGCAAUAAUUUUACUGAAUAGACGGUUAUAUU